AUAGUCAUUAUUGAUUUGGUGACAGUAGGUGUCUGUACAUCAUUGUGAUCCUGAGCUGAAGAUAUUUGGAGGUGCUUUGCUGUGUGGUAGAUUUUUCAUUGGUUUAAGAUAAUAACUUUAUCAUUCUAUCCAGUUGUGCACUUACUGAAAACCCAAACAUCAAGAUUUUACAGCAAAAAGAGUUUUUGAUUUGAAAUCUGGUAACGUGCAGUCAGGUGAAUAUGACGAACCCACCAGCUCUCUUGAGACUGGCCUCACUGCUGCUGCUGCUGGUGUGUGGCACAGAUGCAAAGAUGCAGAUCAUAACCAGCAAGCCAGACGUCCUUGUGGGAGAAGAGACAUUAAUAUUGUGUAAAGCUGGAGGAGAGGGGGAUAUAACGUGGCAGAAGGACGGGGAAGACAUUGAGGAAGAAAAGGUGACAAAGAUUGAUGAGACCUCCUCUAAGCUGAUCAUUAAGAAUGCUACUAUACAGAACACAGGCAUGUACACUUGUGUGUGCGACUUCGACUCGGGACACAAUGACCAGGUCCAAGCACAGCUGUAUGUUUAUGAGGGUCCAUCAUUUGGAGGCACCACAAUCUACCAUGAGUUUCUGGAGGGUACAAACGGGCUGGUGCCGUGCCUGGCGACUGGCCAGCCAGCAGUGGACAUUCAGUGGCUUCGGGAACAACAAGAAAUCCCUUCUAAAGAGGGAGGACGUCUGCGUCGACUUCCUGAAAACACACUCCAUAUCGAAAAAGUGAGGAGAGAGGAUGCUGGGACAUACGUGUGUCGGGCGCAGAUCAGAGGACGACCCAUUUAUCAUCAGGUCUCUGUCUCUGUUGUUGUCAACGCUCCUCCUAAAGUGCAUCUGAGAGAGGAGAUCAAGAAAGUAAUGGCCGGAUCAGAAACCAACGUGUCUUUGCUUUGUCUGGUGGACGGUCACCCGAAACCCAAUAUCACCUGGACCAUGCCGGUGUCAUUAGACCAUUUUCGUCAUCAGUUCAACUCAGACCGUAGUCAGUUGACUAUACAGGCUGUAGCCAGAUCUGACUUAGGGGAGUACAUCUGCACGGCAGCCAACAAGAUAGGAGAGGACAGUGCAACCAUCAUCCUUCAUGUUUAUGAGGCCCCAGAGGUGUUUCUGUCAGCAGACCAGCAGAGCGUGUCAAUGGGCGAGCGUGUGUCUGUGUCCUGUAACGUCUCUGGACAUCCUCACCCCGAGCUACACUGGCUCAACAAGAACAAUGGACAGACACUGGACUCGACUUCUGGUCGUAUCCAUGUGGUGGACGGUGUGUUGCUAAUAGAGGACAUGAUGCCCUCUGAUGGUGGGAAGUAUUCUUGCAUGGCUGUCAGCGCCUCUGGAAAUGCAUCCAGAGAUGUCACAAUAUACACCCAGCCCGGUCCCCCUCACUACCUGUCGGUCUCGCCUGGCCCUACCUCAGUCCUCUUCUCCCUCAAGACCCUACCCAUCAGUGGAGGAAUGCCAAUCACAAGUUUUGCCCUGCAGUGGAAGCAGAGCUCAGCAAAAAAGUGGAACGAGGUCACAGUACCAGCUUCAGAUCCCCUAGCUAUCACCGCCCUCAAGCCUUAUACAUUGUACACAGUGCGUUUAGCUGCCUUGAAUGCAGCAGGACUAGGACAGUUCUCUGAUCCAAACAGCGUUCUCACCCAGGGAAUACGUGAACCCGACAGUCCAGUUUUGUCGCUCAAUGAGAAUAAGGUGAUGGGCAACACCUUGUCUACCCCUCUUAAGCAGAUAGACGAUGGCGGAGUGCCUCUGCUGCACUUCAUCGUUCGGUACAAACAGGAUAAAGAAGGGGCUGAGUGGACAGAGAUGAAGCUGCCGUCCAACACUGACACCAUCUCCCUUAAAGACCUGUCUUUUGGCUCAGACUACCAACUGGAGGUCACAGCGGUCAAUACUAAUGGUUCCUCUAUUCCUGCCACAAUGAACUUCACCAUCGCGGAAAAACCUUCGAGCAGUCGUACCAUAACCAAAGGCAGCGUGGUUGGCAUCGUCAUGGUGAUCUUCUUGCUGGUGUUUCUGGUGGUAGACGUCACCUGCUGCUACAGAAACCGCUGCGGCCUCCUCAUGACCAUCGCUGUGAAACUCUUUGGACAGAAAGUUCCAGGCCUCAAAAUGCUGCAGGAGGGGUCGGGGAGCACUAACGGAGACGUGAAGCUGAAAGGCAUGUCCACUCCGAGAGGCAGUAUGCAACAGGUGGGGAUUCAGACAAUCACCAAGGAGAGGGGGCAGCUCACAGAGGUCACCUGCGACAAAGCCCCCCUCACCAAAAACGAGAAAACCCAUCCAGAUAGAGACCAGUCCGCUGCUGACGCAUGAGGCGAGAAAGUGGUGAAACAAUGAACGUGUGAAAUAUUGUACAGCUUUAAACAACCUCUGACUCAGAACACUAAGUCAUCGCUACAUUGGAUACUACUGCCAUGGGAAAGGUCAAAUGUCCUCAUCACACACAGAAGAACACUGGUCUUUUACAAAACUCUGAGCGUCUCCCUUCAAAACGGCCAAGGGCAGGAGACGGUUCCAUUUUGAAUCAUAUUUGAGUUUUUCUGUCUGCUCUGAUUAGUUCAAGCUAAACUUAGAGGACGAAAACAGGUCUUGAGAUCUGGGAUUUAGAGGGUAAAUUAGUUGUUGCUAUUUAAUUUUCUUUGCUAAACAUUCUUAAAGUUUAUCUUCUGCAUUUUGAAUGUUGUAGACAGGCACACGGUCUUCUGUCAUAUUUACUCUUUCCAUAACCCAAAGUUAUUUGUGUAAAACCACUUUUUCAUAAUCCCAAAAAUGUUCUUGUUAAUGAAUCAUAUUUCUGAUGUUUUUAUUGUCAUUAACAUUGCAUUUGGCUGCUGCUUUUUUGGCUAUGUUAUAUAUUGUUUUAGAAAAUGUAUUCUCAUUUCCGACUGGUAUUAUUAAAACAUUUAAUGGACCCUUCGGCUUGAACUUAAACUAGCUUAGCCUUAAUGUAAUUAUCAUGCACUGAUAUUUAUUAUUUUAAAGCCAUGCAUGAGAGUUAUCACAACGAGUGAUUUUAAGUUUCUUUUGUAGAUAAAGUUUUACUGUUGAGCUCUUUUUGAAAAAUACUUGUUAUCAUGUUCAGCAGCUAACACUGACGACCUGUAAUCAAAACUGCCUUUACCUAUGAAAACACAAUUUAAAGUACCUGAAAUAAUAUGCAACAAAGUGGAUUCAUUUCUGAAGUUAUUAACUAUAUUUAUACUAUCAUAGUCUAUACCAUUAGUUACAGUAAGAAAACAUAACAAUAAAUGAAAAUGUUUCAUGUAAAAUAUUUUAUUCAGCUUGAGCUUUUUUUGCCUGUUUGCAAAUGACCUGAACUAAUCAACAAAGAGUUUCUUAUUCUUAUUGUAUUGUGUUGAACAUUGCACAUGUUUGUAUAUAAAUCUUUGUAUUUGAUA
This is a messenger RNA of Platichthys flesus (European flounder), 3415 nucleotides long. RefSeq names its product neural cell adhesion molecule 3 (gene ncam3). The record is from RefSeq and is a predicted model, not a curated record. The transcript has 16 exons. Lineage: Eukaryota; Metazoa; Chordata; Actinopteri; Pleuronectiformes; Pleuronectidae. The coding region runs from base 222 to 2330 and encodes 702 amino acids. Gene Ontology annotation, biological process: cell-cell adhesion. Gene Ontology annotation, cellular component: membrane; cell-cell junction. Gene Ontology annotation, molecular function: cell adhesion molecule binding.